Messenger RNA from Fukomys damarensis (Damara mole-rat), 4228 nucleotides. It is a transcript of the gene Maco1, whose product is annotated as macoilin 1. Lineage: Eukaryota; Metazoa; Chordata; Mammalia; Rodentia; Bathyergidae. Bases 1 to 2592 code for a protein of 863 amino acids. Gene Ontology annotation, biological process: neuronal signal transduction. The record is from RefSeq and is a predicted model, not a curated record. Gene Ontology annotation, cellular component: rough endoplasmic reticulum membrane. The transcript has 13 exons.
AUGGGGAGGAUGGAUAGCCAGGCGGGGGAGUUAAGGGAAGUAAGCAAACAGAAACGAAACACCCAGCACGUCGCCUGGCCCAACGUCGGCACUCAAGGAGAAUUAGGUGAGAAGGGUCUCUGGUCCGGCGUCCUCGCCUCGCGGGAACCUCGCCGAAGCACGGACCUGUCAAGCAUCCCCUUACCUGGGGACAACACGCCCGACAGCUCUCAGCCUGCCCCGCCGCGCCAGGACACACACCCUCAACAGCCUUGCACGACGUCUGGCGCACCCACGGCUCCGCCCCGUGACGUGACCGGAGGCGGAACUUCAGAGGCCCGCCCCUCAGCCCCGCUGAUUGGCUGUAGCGCUGUCACCACGUCGCGGGAAGCUGGCUGGCUGUGUGUGUUAUGUGUGGGGUUUGCUUUGUCAUUCGUACCCUCCUCGCGCUCUGACGCGGCGGACCUGGCCGAGCGCUCCAGCUCCUGCAGAAAGAACCCCGGCGCUGCUCCCGGGCCCUCGCCGCCGGGUCUCCGAAGUGACUCCGACGGAGCCCCGCUGGCCCUGGGCUCCGCGUCAGCCUGCGAGUUUGGGGGUCUGAGCCGGAGACCUGGGGACCCCGUGCACCGGGAGGGGAAGGCUGACAAAGUUGGGAGCAGACAGUGGCCCCUUCGGCCCCCUGGCCUCCCGGGAGACAGUACAUUUUUAUACCUGAAAUUCCUGGUAGUGUGGGCACUUGUCCUCCUUGCAGAUUUUGUCCUGGAGUUCAGAUUUGAAUACCUGUGGCCAUUCUGGCUUUUCAUCAGAAGCGUCUAUGAUUCCUUCAGAUACCAGGGACUGGCCUUUUCAGUAUUUUUUGUUUGUGUAGCGUUCACAUCAAAUAUAAUAUGUCUGCUCUUCAUUCCCAUACAAUGGCUUUUUUUUGCUGCUAGUACAUAUGUAUGGGUUCAGUAUGUAUGGCACACAGAAAGGGGAGUGUGUUUGCCUACAGUGUCCCUCUGGAUACUCUUUGUUUAUAUUGAAGCAGCAAUUAGAUUUAAAGAUCUCAAAAAUUUUCAUGUAGACCUUUGUCGUCCCUUUGCUGCUCACUGCAUUGGGUACCCUGUGGUGACUUUGGGCUUUGGCUUCAAAAGUUAUGUGAGCUACAAAAUGCGAUUAAGGAAGCAAAAGGAAGUGCAAAAGGAGAACGAAUUUUAUAUGCAGCUUCUUCAACAGGCUCUACCUCCAGAGCAAAAGAUGCUACAGAAGCAAGAAAAGGAGGCUGAGGAAGCAGCCAAAGGAUUACCUGAUAUGGAUUCCUCAAUUCUUAUACACCACAAUGGAGGCAUCCCAGCCAAUAAAAAACUGUCCACAACUUUACCAGAGAUAGAGUAUCGAGAAAAAGGGAAAGAAAAGGACAAGGAUGCCAAGAAACACAACCUUGGAAUAAAUAACAACAAUAUCCUACAACCUGUAGACUCUAAAAUACAAGAAAUUGAGUAUAUGGAAAACCAUAUCAAUAGUAAAAGAUUAAAUAAUGAUCUUGUGGGAAGUACAGAAAAUCUUUUGAAAGAGGACUCAUGUACUGCUUCCUCAAAAAAUUAUAAAAAUGCCAGUGGAGUUGUGAACUCCUCACCUCGAAGUCACAGCGCCACAAAUGGGAGCAUUCCUUCCUCAUCUAGUAAAAAUGAGAAGAAGCAGAAGUGCACCAGCAAGAGCCCAAGUGCACACAAGGACUUAAUGGAGAACUGUAUUCCUAAUAACCAGCUAGGCAAACCAGAUGCACUGGUAAGGCUGGAACAAGACAUUAAAAAGUUAAAGGCGGACCUGCAAGCCAGCAGGCAAGUGGAACAGGAGCUCCGCAGUCAGAUCAGUUCCCUCUCAAGCACUGAAAGAGGGAUCCGCUCAGAAAUGGGCCAGCUCCGGCAGGAGAAUGAGCUGCUGCAGAACAAGUUACAUAAUGCUGUGCAAAUGAAACAAAAAGACAAGCAGAAUAUCAGCCAGCUGGAGAAAAAGCUAAAAGCUGAACAAGAAGCCCGAAGUUUUGUAGAAAAGCAACUAAUGGAGGAGAAAAAAAGGAAGAAGUUAGAAGAAGCCACUGCUGCCCGAGCUGUUGCAUUUGCUGCUGCAUCUAGGGGAGAGUGCACUGAAACUUUACGGAAUCGAAUCCGAGAACUAGAAGCAGAGGGCAAAAAGCUCACAAUGGACAUGAAGGUGAAAGAAGACCAGAUCAGAGAGUUAGAGCUGAAAGUUCAGGAGCUUCGGAAGUAUAAGGAAAAUGAAAAGGACACUGAGGUGUUAAUGUCAGCCCUCUCCGCCAUGCAAGACAAGACACAGCACCUGGAGAACAGCCUGAGCGCAGAGACGAGAAUCAAGCUGGACCUGUUCUCCGCACUGGGUGAUGCAAAGCGACAGCUUGAGAUUGCCCAAGGACAAAUCCUUCAAAAAGACCAGGAAAUCAAGGACCUAAAACAGAAGAUAGCCGAAGUCAUGGCCGUCAUGCCCAGCAUAACGUACAGUGCUGCCACCAGCCCCCUGAGCCCUGUUUCCCCCCACUACUCUUCCAAAUUUGUGGAGACCAGCCCCUCUGGACUUGAUCCCAAUGCCUCUGUCUACCAGCCCCUGAAGAAAUGAAGGCCAGCUGUGUGUUUGCCCAACCAUUUGGUUUACCAAAAGGCCUCACAAAGCAGCGUCUCUGGCAGUCGAGAUAAAAAGUUUAUAUUGUAUUUUGUGGGACUGUAUAUGUUGUCAUUUUUAAAGGGGGGGAGAUAACAUCCAAGUCUGAUUAGAACAGCCCAUCAGUUGUUCUUGUAAAUUUUUUAGAAGACCUCACAGAACUUUGCAGUUUAUUUUUCUUGGCCAACACAUUAAAACCAUUCUUGGAUUUCAUGUAGCCAAUUUUGCCUUUUAUGUAUUCUUACACAGUUCCCUCUUGAAGGAAAAAAAAAAAACAGUUUUUGCUUUUCAACAUCUUGUUUUCUUCUUAAAUAAGCAAGCAAAAACUGUACAUUGGAUUCAUGUGGGUUGAUAAUGAAAACGUUUUUAGAGUAAAAGGGUUAAAUAAUAGCUUUGAUUUUAUAGCUGCAUUAAAGAAGAUGAUUAUUGAUAUUACAGAAAGCAAAAAUUUAUUGCCCCUCCAAGGACCACACCAAUUCAAGGAGCACCCUUUAAACUGAGGAGAGACUUAAGUGACGAGACUAGCUGUAAGAAUGUAACAGGGAUUGUGUGAAAUAUUUAUAUCCCGUCCUUGUGUUCAGUCCUAGAAAAUUACUAGCAGCAGUCUUCUUCACAGUGCCUUGGGAAAAGACAUUUCAAGAGGAAACUUAUAUUUUAAACUGUUUUCCCCCGUUCAGUCAUUGAUCUUCUCUCUGCAUCGAGCUCAGUGUGGAUCCUGCUGUAAAACUGGUGGGAAGAUGAGCUGUUCUUACCACCACACCACUCUUCUAUUUCUUUUGAUAGAAAACACCAGAUGUCCUGUGCUUGCCCCCAAGCAGGCGCCUUGGGGAGGGAGCUGGGUGGUGUUCAUGUCCGAGAGACGCUAACAGUGGCUAAUAAAAGUUGCGGUCCAGGUCUCCCCCCUCAUUUCAUUUAACUGUGCUUUCUCCACCUUUCAUCAUCAUCUGUCUGACAACUUAAAAAAGGAGGUUUGACUCUUCCUCAGCUCUUGUGCCAAGCAGGUUUUUUUUUUUAAGACUUUAAAACUCAAAACUGCACAAAGAUACUGGUUUCAACUGUGUAUUAUACAUUGGUAGAAAAGUGUUUGCACAGGGAACUUUUGGAGGUAUUUAAGAAUCAGGGUAGGGUGGGGGGAGGGACUGGGAGAGAGGGAAAAAGCAAAAUUGUAUUUGGAAAUUAGGAAAAGUUAAACUCAAUAGAUUCGUUUUGCUUCCUUGCCAUGGGUUCUGGAAGGACAUAGUCCUAAAAUUUCCUGUUAAUUGGCAUGUAUGUCUUCAUUUAAAAGAAAUUAAGUAGGACGAGCAAGUCAGUAAAACAGCAGUAUUAAAAAGAAUCAUCCUUUUAAUUACAGAUCUUAUUUUGGAGUUUUACAAAAAACUAGCUUUAGCCAGGUGUGCAUGUUGCUGCCAUUUGCAUUUUUGAAUCAUCCUGUGUAAUUGUCACCAUGAAAGUGUUACUCAGAAUUGUCAGAUUUUUUUCAUCUUUGUGCAAAAACAUGGAAAAUUGUCACUGACUUUGUGUUGAGGUUUCCCCCAUUUCGCUGCCUUUGGGACACUAUUUUUGUUAAAUAAUUGGUCUUGGCUGCAUUCUUUUU